This is a messenger RNA of Oryza sativa Japonica Group (Japanese rice), 2589 nucleotides long. RefSeq names its product ubiquitin carboxyl-terminal hydrolase 2-like. Gene Ontology annotation, biological process: protein deubiquitination. The record is from RefSeq and is a predicted model, not a curated record. Gene Ontology annotation, molecular function: cysteine-type deubiquitinase activity. Lineage: Eukaryota; Viridiplantae; Streptophyta; Magnoliopsida; Poales; Poaceae.
GGUGUUAAAUAUUUAGAAACGGAGAGAGUACAAUUCUGGUUGAGGGAUAUGAAUUAAAUUCUACCUAUAACUCUAGGGAGCCUAAGUGGACUUAUUCCAAAGGAAAAAAGGAGUGGGUUUCGGCCCAUCUCAAUUCUCAAACCGAGACGGGGAUUAGGAUCAGAGUCUGGAUUCCGAUACGGCCUCUCCGUCCCCUUCCCCCUACAACUACCAGAUCGAUCAAUCAAUCAAUCAAUUAAUCUCUUGUUCUUCUUCUUUGGACGCUCGGUUGAAUCUCAGCGAGAAGCGAUGGGAUCCGUGGUGUCCUCCGCCUACGCCGCGCUGCGCUCGUUCGUGGACGCCCGCAUUGAGAAGGUGGGGUGGUGGGCGUGGCCCAUGGGCGAGCGGCGGCGAGAGCGUCCCAAGACUGACGCCGAGUUCGCCGCCCGGAUUGCUUGGAUUAUUGAACAGUCGAAUCGCUGCAAUCACCGGGGUCGCCGCCACCGCGAGGAGGAAGAGGAGGAGGAGGAGGAGCGGCCGGUGGGGUGGUGGGCGUGGCUCAUGGGCGAGCGGCGGCAAGAUCGUCCCCAGACCGACGCCGAGUUGGCCGCCCGGAUUGCUCAGUCGCAUCGCUGCAAUUACCGGCAUCCUCGCUACCGGAUCGAUAAACAACAAUCGCCACGGGAUCGAUGAAUAUCCCCCAUCGCUUAUGGAUGUUAUGUUAGUCUAAGUUUUUUUUUUUCAUUUUCUGAAAGCCUAGACGAGAUUUCAUUAAGGGGUUAUUUGGUUGAUGCCUAAGCUUACCAUAACUAAGCUUAGGCAAGUUGUAUCAUGUGGCAAAAGUAUGGCUAAGAAAUAGUUAGCCACAAGUGUGGCAAUGUUAGCUCUAGUUAUCUGAGUAUGACAUGUGGGACCUAAGGGUAGGAAAGUGUGGCAUGACACAACUGUGGCAUUGAAAAAACACAGACAAUGAAAAGACUCAUAAAAUUUCUGAAAGAGGUGAUUCUCAGAGUCCUGCUUCAGAAUUGGAAGAUGUGUUCUUGGUGAAAACAUCAAAGCCUUUAAAAGUUGGUAAGCUUAUAUGCUCAUGUGCUUAAUUAAAGGAAGGGAAAACAAUGCUCAACAGUCCUACAAUGUGCAUGCUGUCUCAGAAGUCAGAACAUAGAACUUUUCAUGAAUGAGCACAGCAACCUUUGAUAGUACCAGUAUUGUUUGUUAGUUUUUGCUCAAGAUAAGAAAAAGGGCAUUUUCUGGAACGGCGCUGUCGUGCUAGCUUCAUGAAGAAAAAUGUUUAAAGACUUGAUUCAUACAUGGACUGCACAACAGGAUGUUUACAUUAGCAGGAUGUUUCGGCAGUUUUAACAUGGCAUAGCUUUUUGUUACAAGUGUGGCAAUAAUUAUCACUAAGGGAAAAUAGCUCAGGGUUUUGAGUCCUUGUUUUCGUAUAAUAAUUUUUUUCUCCAAAUUGUUGGUUAACUUAAGUACAUGUGGAGAUCUUUGAAGAAAAGAAGCUUCGAAUAAUCAAAUGUAGAGGAUAAAGGUUCUCAAACCUUGUAGAGAAUGAAGAUUGCUGGUUUCAUGAAGUAGCUGUUGAGGACAAAACUAAAAAUUUAUAUGCUUGAUUCUGCAGAUUCUACCAAAGUGGAACAGAUAUCUCAUAGCAAGGAUGCUAUAGGUGGUCCUUUGCAGACUAGAAAGGAUAAGGUCCAAGGAAAGGUUGUUGAUGCUCUUCCUCAGAAAGUGUUGUGUGAUGCCAAAGUUGAUGGAAUGGAUGCAGCAACAGCAGAUUCCCGCAUUCCAGAAGAUCGUGCUUCACCAUCAUUUGUUUCUCCACUAAGCGAAGAGAAUGCACUGAUAGCAUCAGGCAGUGAUGUAAAGAUAAAUGACAGUGCUGUUCAACCAGAAGUUAGUACAGAAGCCAAGAUGACCGCCUCCUCAGCAAAAGUUACUACAAAAGACAAGGGGAAAACUCAGAUUAGCGAUGUUGUUUAUGACAAGGCACAUGAUAUCAACUCUCUUGCAUCGAUUGAGAAAUGCUUGGAAUUGUAUCUUGAAACAGAGGAGAGAGAAUGGGCCUGUGAGAACUGCUCCAAAGUUGUUGAGAAGCCAGGCAUCAUGUCAAGUACCAAGGAGGACACAACAGCUGGAGACCAGAGUGAACAGUCAGAGAAGAGUGCAUACCAAGUGGAAGAAAACCAAAAUGAGCAGAAAGAUAAGAAUGAAUGUCCCAUUCAAACACGUCUUAUUCGCAAGUUGCCACCUGUAUUAACCAUUCAUCUGAUGAGAUAUUUGGAGGAUUUUAAGAAGGUGAUAGGACAUGUGAGCUUUAAGGAAAUCCUUGAUGUGGGGCAGUUCAUACAGGACUCAGAGUUUGAAGGCUAUUCUAUGCAAGACAGCCAACAAAUUGCUGAAAGAGGUGAUUCUCAUAGUCUUGCUUCAGAAUUGGAAGAUGUGGUCACGGUGAAAACAUCAGAGCCUUUGAAAGUUGGUAAGUUAUGCACUCAUGUGCUGAACUAAAGGAAGAGAAAACAAUGCUUAACAGGCCUACAGACGUGCAUCGUGUGUCAGAAGUCAGAAAAUAGAACUUUUCAUGAAUGAGCACAGCGAAUU